GUCUUUGACUGUGAUGGCUGCACUUGUCCUCGUCAACGGGUCAGCGACAGGCAGUUGCAAUGCGUCAUCAACUUAAUGGUGUACUCAUUGCUUAGUCUGGUUCGUUUACCAAGGCCGUGAAUUCAGACUGGAUCGGUCUACAACAGAAAUCCAUGCUUCUCAUUUGCUUCUACCGGUACUUCUGCACCAGCGGAGCCCUUCUUGCCCAACCUACCAGAGCUUACCGGUAUAUUGCCUCCACAACGAAGAGAUCUGGAGUGCUCCAUUGAGUCUCAACAUCUAUUCUGGCCGGCCACUACGGUAUCCUUGGGAGCUAGGUCUAUUUGUCUGCAGUCUGUGCCAGUACCAGGUACGGUACCAUAGCAUGGUCCUGCAGCCCAGUAAGCGAAAGCCCUAGCCUUAAUGUCACUUUUGGCGGGUCUGAAAAAGUGAGAAGUGUUUUCUUCCUUCCCUCAAAACCCCACAAAACUAAAACCAAACAACAACAACUUCAAAGCACCAAAUACGCCAUGACACUCUUCAUCCGAAAUCGAUCCGGAGAAGUUGUGGCUGAACUCAUUCCGAACUUUGCGACCGAGGUGCUGGGCUUUGAUCCACGCACAUUGAUUGGAGAGCUCAACGAUGGCUACCCUGUUCGGGAGGAUGGCGAUGCCAUUGUCCCCGGCGAACCGCAGUGGGUCCACGGCUCUCAUCCCAAUCUGAACUAUCGAGGAAACCAACUCCGCCGAACCAAAAUGUGGUUCCAAACAGGAUCUACCAAAAAGCGUGUCCGAGUCUACAGCUACACUGGUUUUCAAUACGGUGUCUUGGCGGCUCAGUUUGAUGUCCAGAAAGUCCCAAUCUUGGAAGAGAUUACCACGAGAUACAAUGAGUGGAUCAGUAGCAGCAGCAGGAAUAUACCUUUAGCCAAUCAUGGCAUUGUCACUCGAUACGAGGAUGGCAAUGACAAUAUUGGGAUGCACUUUGACAAGGCAGCAUCCAUGGAUGCCAACUCUGUCAUUUGCGUUGUCAAGUUGGGACCUGGAUCUCGUCGUUUUCGCAUUGAAGACCUGGAAGGGACGGUUCUAUUUGACCGCGUGGUGCGGGCCGGGACUGCUAUUGUCAUGUCGGUGGAGCAGAAUCUCAAGACUCGUCAUGGUGUUCCUGUUUGCGAGAAUUGCCGGGAAGAGUCGGGUUCGUUGGUCUUUCGAACCAUUGUGAGGGAGGACUCUGUGGCGGAGGCAUCCAAGCGUGCCGCCAAGACGGAAUUGGCCAGGGAAGAACGCAAGAGGGCCAGGCUGGUUGAUGGAAAGUAGUGUAUGAGAUGCGGUGGUAGAUGGUGGUAUUGUUGGUGCUGGCAGGUGGUUGGUACUAUCUA
This is a messenger RNA of Seminavis robusta, 1357 nucleotides long. The record is from the annotation of a GenBank genome assembly. Lineage: Eukaryota; Bacillariophyta; Bacillariophyceae; Naviculales; Naviculaceae.